GUCACGUGGGCGAUUUAAAAACUAAAAAAAAUAAAACAAAAAAUAAAUUAAAUUAAAUUACAUUACAUUAAAUUAAAAUAAAAUAAUCACAUUUAAAAAGUCAAAAGGGAUUAAAAAAAAAAAAAACGCACGAAUUCACCCACGCCGUGAAAAAAAAAAAAAAUAAACACCUUUUCGAAUUUUUUCCAUUUGAACGAAUUAAGGAAAAAACCAAAAUAAAAAAGUUACGCCAAAGUGAGAGAAACGCAAGGAAGCGUAAAAAACCGCAGAAUCGCGUACCGCGCUGGAUUGUGCCAAAUUGAGCAAAAAAAAAAUCCUACGUGUGAACGUAUUUUCCCCACAAGGAAAGAAACCCAACAGGAAAUACACCUGCACCUCAUCACUUAGCCCAUCUGUGUACCCCCCCCGCUAAGCAAAAUGUCAAAGGAAACCUUCGCAUUCAACGCCGACAUCAGGCAGUUGAUGAGUUUAAUCAUCAACACAUUUUACAGCAACAAAGAAAUUUUCCUGAGAGAACUUAUUAGCAACGCAAGUGACGCUCUAGACAAAAUUAGGUAUGAAGCCAUCACAGAUACGCAGAAGUUGUCCGCCGAGCCGGAAUUUUUCAUUCGAAUUAUCCCAGACAAAACGAAUAACACGUUGACGAUUGAAGAUUCAGGUAUUGGCAUGACCAAAAAUGAUUUGAUUAAUAACUUGGGAACCAUUGCAAGGUCAGGAACGAAGGCCUUUAUGGAGGCGAUUCAAGCCAGUGGGGACAUCUCCAUGAUUGGUCAAUUUGGUGUGGGUUUUUACUCGGCCUACCUGGUUGCCGACCACGUUGUUGUUGUUUCUAAGAAUAAUGAUGAUGAGCAGUACGUGUGGGAGUCUGCAGCUGGUGGGUCGUUCACCGUCACCAAGGAUGAAACGAAUGAGAAGAUGGGAAGAGGUACCAAAAUUAUUCUGCACUUGAAGGACGACCAAUUGGAGUACCUCGAGGAGAAGAGAAUUAAAGACUUGGUGAAGAAGCACUCCGAAUUUAUCUCCUUCCCAAUUAAGUUAUAUUGUGAGAGACAGAAUGAGAAGGAAAUCACCGCCUCGGAGGACGAAGCGGAGGAGGAAGAUGCUGAGGGGGAGAAGAAGAAGAAAGAAGGAAAGGACCAACUGGACGACGGAGAUAAGCAAGCCCAAGAGGGAGAAGGUGCCGACAAUAAGGAAAAGAAAGAACACAAUGAGGAAGAUGAAGAUAAAGAGAAAGGAGAGGACCAUCCCAAAGUAGAAGACGUAACGGAAGAGUUAGAAAAUGCAGAAAAGAAAAAGAAAAAAGAAAAGAAAAAGAAAAAGAUACACACAGUUGAACACGAAUGGGAAGAAUUAAACAAACAGAAACCUCUCUGGAUGAGAAAACCUGAAGAAGUCACCAAUGAGGAAUAUGCUAGCUUCUACAAAUCGUUGACCAACGAUUGGGAAGACCACCUAGCUGUGAAGCAUUUCUCUGUUGAAGGGCAACUCGAAUUUAAGGCCCUUUUAUUCAUCCCCAAGAGAGCCCCCUUUGAUAUGUUCGAAAAUAGGAAAAAGAGAAACAACAUCAAAUUGUACGUUAGACGGGUGUUUAUUAUGGACGACUGUGAGGAGAUCAUCCCAGAAUGGCUCAACUUCGUGAAGGGUGUGGUAGAUUCUGAAGACUUGCCACUCAACAUCUCGAGAGAGUCCCUGCAGCAGAACAAAAUUCUGAAGGUCAUCAAGAAGAACCUCAUCAAGAAGUGCCUCGACAUGUUUUCCGAGCUGGCCGAAAACAAGGACAAUUAUAAGAAGUUCUACGAGCAGUUCAGCAAGAAUUUGAAGCUGGGAAUCCACGAGGAUAACGCGAAUCGCGCGAAGAUCACCGAGCUGCUCCGCUUCCAGACGUCCAAAUCCGGCGACGAAAUGAUAGGCCUCAAGGAAUACGUAGACCGCAUGAAGGAGAACCAAAAGGACAUCUACUACAUCACGGGUGAAUCCAUCAACGCCGUUUCGAACUCUCCAUUUUUGGAAGCCCUAACGAAAAAAGGAUUCGAAGUGAUUUAUAUGGUGGACCCUAUCGAUGAGUAUGCCGUUCAACAGCUAAAGGAUUUCGAAGGAAAAAAAUUAAAGUGCUGUACUAAGGAAGGCCUCGACAUUGACGAUUCGGAGGAAGCUAAGAAGACCUUCGAAACGAUGAAGGCAGAAUAUGAAGGUCUUUGCAAAGUCAUAAAAGAUGUCCUGCACGAGAAGGUAGAAAAGGUAGUGGUUGGCCAAAGAAUCACCGAUUCGCCCUGCGUGUUGGUUACAUCUGAAUUUGGCUGGUCAGCAAACAUGGAGAGAAUAAUGAAGGCACAAGCUUUAAGAGACAACUCCAUGACUAGCUAUAUGCUCUCCAAAAAAAUUAUGGAAAUUAAUGCUCGCCAUCCAAUCAUCACUGCUUUGAAGCAAAAGGCAGAUGCAGAUAAAUCAGACAAGACUGUUAAAGAUUUAAUAUGGCUCCUCUUUGAUACUUCCCUCUUGACCUCCGGUUUUGCCCUCGAGGAACCCACCACCUUCUCCAAGAGAAUUCACAGAAUGAUCAAGUUGGGUCUCUCCAUCGAUGAGGAGGAGAACAACGACAUUGAGUUGCCCCCUUUGGAAGAGACCAUCGACGCGACUGACUCCAAGAUGGAGGAGGUUGACUAGGCCGCAGCGUCAAACUGCACCACGCGUGUGAGAAAAUGGGGCCACUGCUCAGCACUGUUGCGCAAGUCGUUUCACGAGCCCGCGAAGCGGAGAGAGGCACCAAAAAAAACACGUGUGAUGUGUGUAUGCGGAUAUUAGAGAGAGAGCGGCCACGUCGUGGGGCAGCCUUAACGGGGAGCCGCCGCGCGGCUAUUCACUUCGUUUCGCCUCCACCACGCGGCCCUCUUCUCAUCGUAGCACCCCCCUUUGCACGUUACCGUUUCGGCACACCUCGCAGGGAGGCAAAAGCACAUACACAGCACAUGUAGCAUGCAUACUUAUAUAAAAUAUAAUAUAUACAUAUAAAGGAAAAAUAAAAAAAAAAAUGGAAGCCUCUUGUUUAUUACUUCCAUUUGAAUGUAUUACCCAUGUGCAUGUUAUUUUUUCCCCCCUCCUUGUUGCACACACGUGUAUUUUUUCAACCCCCCAUGUGUGGAGUUGCUAAAUUGUUUAUGCGCACGCGCAAGUGCACGGACACCCAGCAAUUCACAUGCGUAGACACGCCUGCACGUGUUUCUUACCCAUUGCGAACUUUUCAGCGU
Molecule: messenger RNA, 3245 nt
Organism: Plasmodium vivax (malaria parasite P. vivax)
Lineage: Eukaryota; Apicomplexa; Aconoidasida; Haemosporida; Plasmodiidae
Product: heat shock protein 86, putative
Exons: 3
Coding region: 418-2664 (748 amino acids)
Biological process (GO): protein stabilization; protein folding; cellular response to heat
Cellular component (GO): plasma membrane; protein-containing complex; perinuclear region of cytoplasm
Molecular function (GO): ATP binding; ATP-dependent protein folding chaperone; ATP hydrolysis activity
Source: RefSeq, a predicted model, not a curated record